AUGUAUGCAGCAAAGAAGGGCAAUAAGAAAGUUGUUGAUCUACUGGUGAGCAAAGGAUGCAACUUGUCGAUAGUGGAUAAUCUUGGUGGGAACAUUCUACAUGUUGCAUGUUUAGGUGACAAUGAAGACAUUGUUAAGGAUGUUCUCUCGCGUGGGAUAGCUGACAUAGAUAGCAGAGAAGAUCAAGGAAGGACACCAGUGAUGUAUGCAACAGAGAAUGGCAAUAAGAAAGUUGUUGAUCUAUUGGUGAACAAAGGAUGCAACUUGUCGGUAGUGGAUGAUCCCGGUAGAAACGUUCUACAUGUUGCAUGUUUAGGUGGCAAUGAAGACUUUGUUGAGGAUCUUCUCUCGCGUGGGAUAGCUGGCAUAGAUAGCAGAGAUGAUCGAGGAAGGACACCAGUGAUGUAUGCAGCAGAGAAGGGCAACAAGAAAGUUGUUGAUCUACUGGUGAACAAAGGAUGUAACUUGUAG
Molecule: messenger RNA, 471 nt
Organism: Haliotis rubra (blacklip abalone)
Lineage: Eukaryota; Metazoa; Mollusca; Gastropoda; Lepetellida; Haliotidae
Product: putative ankyrin repeat protein RF_0381
Exons: 1
Coding region: 1-471 (156 amino acids)
Molecular function (GO): protein binding
Source: RefSeq, a predicted model, not a curated record